Bombus impatiens (common eastern bumble bee) is the source of this 3571-nucleotide messenger RNA. Its product is annotated as thioredoxin domain-containing protein 11. The transcript is spliced from 11 exons. The coding region runs from base 172 to 2808 and encodes 878 amino acids. The record is from RefSeq and is a predicted model, not a curated record. Lineage: Eukaryota; Metazoa; Arthropoda; Insecta; Hymenoptera; Apidae.
GGUUUGCAAAAAUACAGAUGGCUCGAUCGAAAUCCGUGAAACCCCGGCUAAUUAGUUUUAAUUAAAUAAACAAUAGUUGGACUGACAGUACUGGAGUAAACAACGAGUGUGUGAUGAGGCUUUAGCGUACGAUAUUCUCCUCCCUUUAAUUUCCUUUUGGUUUAACGGAUAAUGUUGAAAGAAGAAGUUGAAACAAGCACGCCGAGAAAUGGUGAUAACUCGCACACGACUAUACCGGAUUCAAAAAGUAACGACGUGGCCAAAGAGUCGCAUCAGAAGGUCGUGAUAAAAGAGAGACUAACCAGCAAGAUGUUCUCAUACGCUAGAAAAAUUAUUCAUUUUUUCCUUGCAAUUAUCUUGACCUUAGCUGCACUCCAUAGUUCUGCUCCGAAGGUAUCAAAGCCUCCAUUAGCUAAACCAUUUUUUAAUCAAAGUUCAAUUGUCUUAGAUUUUUAUAAAGGACAUUUAAGCGCUAUGAUAGAGAGGGUGACAGAAGCAGAUUUUAGUUUUGUUAUGUAUUAUGCUCCAUGGGAUGCAGAAAGUCAAGCUGUGCGUCAAGAAUUUGAAAUAGUUGCUCAAUAUUAUCAUUCACAGAUAUUUUUUGCUGCUAUUAAUUGCUGGCAUCCAAGCUCAGAAUGUAGAGCUCAGUAUAACAAAGUACAAAUCUACCCAGUACUGAUGCUUUAUCCUUCAAGGGAUUCUGGUAUAGAAUACAGAGGUAUACGUACAUGGUCAUAUAUGAUAAAAUUUCUUAAUACAGUUAUGAAUCCAAUUGUUAGGAUAACACAUAAAGAACAAUUAACAGAUUUACGUGUGAAUUAUAAUGCUGUGGUAGUAGGUUAUUUUAAUUUUACUCGGUUAGAUAAAACUCCUGGCUACAAAGAAUUUUAUAAAGCUGCUAUAAGAACAUUGGAAGAGGACCCUAAUAGAGAAUUGGCUUUUGCUGUUGUGACUAGUGCGUUAUCUAGUGAAACGGAAUAUAACAUCUACAAAUUUCCAUCUGCAAAUUUAUUUAUGUGGAGCAAGUCUCUAAGGUAUCCAGAAGACUCUGAAUGGACUUCCGAAAACAUAUUAAAUUGGAUUAGCAGUUCUAUUCAUCAACCAGUUCUAUGGCUGCAACCUCCUGGAGUAAAAGCAUUAACAUUAGCACCAUAUUUAAAGAAAGGGCCUGUACUUUUUCUUUUCACACCUCGUAAUCCUUUGCAUCCUGAAAAUUACAAUUUCAAUCUAAUCAGGGAGAUUGGACUCCAGUACUAUAAUUGUGCAGAUAAUGUCUUACCUAAGGAGAUAAUUCAGCGUCUCAGUUUCAAGCGUCGCAAUGCUAUUGCGAGGCAUUCGGAGCGAAAUACAUUUUGUGCAAAACUUUUGAAGGAAACCAAAAAUCAAACAAACAAUUUCACUACCAGCAUCUCGAUUCAAAAAUGGAUUAACGAUAGUUGCUGUGUCAAUGUUGUAAUGAACAAAUGUUCUUUAUGUGCAGAUAUUUUCAAAGUUCCAGCUGUACAUAAUCCACAGCAGACAUAUGAAAUCUGUUGUAACGAAGAUCCUACUACAAUAAAAUAUGAAGACAACCUUAAAUCCAGGAGAACAUCGGCGUCUUCUGCAAAUGAAGAGGAUGUACGAUCUGCAGACGUAGUAAAACAAGCAUAUUUAAGAUCUGAAUGUAAAAGAUGGAUAACAGGAAACAGAUAUCAUCAACCUGUAUUUCCACGAGAUAAUCUUGAACAUCCGAAUAUAAAUUUAACAAAGUCAGUGUGUAAAAUUAACAAAACCUUGACAUUAAUAGCAAUCGAUAGUUUACAUUAUUUUUACUUCGCGGAAGGCCUGGGCAUAGACCUUUUAAGUAGGAAGGAUAAGACCGCUGUUGUGAUAUUAGAUGUUGCUCAUGAGAGUCAAUAUGUCAUGCAGGAGGAUUUUAGUCGAUAUACACUUAUACAAUUUAUAAAUAAUUAUACCCAAGGCUUUUUACAACGCACAUUACGUUCUAAUAAUUCAAGACGUUUUGUGCAAAAAUUUAAGACUAAAGUUAGUUGCAAAACAAAGGACAUAAAAAGUGUGUGCGUACCAGAAUUGACAACUGAAACUUUCUUAGAUACUAUUUUAGAUCCAACAAAGGAUGUGGUCGUAAUGUACCACUCUCCUUAUUGUGCAUUUUGUAGCGCAAUAUUUUAUGUGUACUUAACAGUAGCUCAUUAUUUACGCGAAAUGGAUCAUCUUUUAUUCGUAAAAGUAGAUGGUGAUAAUAAUGAUUUACCAUGGGAAUAUAAUAUGAAUCGAUUCCCAUCUAUUCUUUUUUUUCCUGCCGAAAGAAAAGAGGAUAGCACGGUGUAUCCGUUUUCUCUGUCAGUUACAAUACCGAAUCUUGUGAAUUUUAUCUUAGCGAAUUUGGAUGGGGAUUCGCAUGUUGAAGCGCUUGUAAAUAUUUGCCAGUCUGGAGCCGGUAUAGUUCCAGAUGUGUGCAUCGCUCGAACUCGUUGGCUGUGUCUAGAUAUUAUUCAACAACUGCUUCGAGAUUAUCGAAAAUUAAUAAGACAUAUUACUCUAUUAGGGAGAUUAAGUGCUAGAAAUAAAAGAAAAGUCAUUUUACUGAAGUUGGCACACAUUAAAGAUAUACACUUAAUAUUAGGUUCCACUAUCGAUCUCAGAGAAGAUCAACACAAAGUAAAGCUUAUCAGACAAAAAUAUAGGAGAUAUUAUAAAAGUAUUAGGUCACUUGAGUUAGAUAGCAAAGUAAAUAGUACUCAAGUGGAAGAGUUACAUCAGGAACAAAAUGUUCUUGAAAGGAGAAUGAUUAAAAGUGAAUUGUGAUAUCGAUUUACAGAUAGAUAUAUUGCAAUGAAUGUUAUUUUACUUAAGUCCUUUUAUGAAUUUGUACUAAAUGUACAGUAUAUACCUCACAAAUCAUUUUAUGUUAUGAAUGUAAAAUAUGUCCAACUGAAUUAUAUAUGUCGCGCGCAAAUGAGUAUCACAACUUAUUUAAAUAUCUUUGCAUUGUUUUUAUGGAUUUGUUUUAGAAAAAUAUUUCUUUAUUACUUUGAAACAAAACAUUCCCUACUGAAUGUUGCAAAAAAUUGUGUAUACAAUUUUUUUCAUACACUUGUAAAAAAUGUAUAUUCAUAAUUUUUUAUUUAAACUUUUAUAACAAUUUUGCAAGGAAAGAUAUUUGUAACUGUCGUCCAAAUGAAGAUAGUAAGACAUUGAUAAGACUAUUUUUUCCAGUACAUUAUAAUUCUAUACAGGGAGUGUACGUACAUUAGAAUUAGUCACCUUUGAUUAAUAUUCAUGACGUUUAAUAUUAGAACAGAGAAAUAAAACAUACUACUGCGGAUGUGCAAUAGUAAGAAAAUAACAUAUGCAGUAAACUAUAACUUUCAAAUUUUGUGUUUAAAAAUGUAAUAUGUUUAGGCAAAAUUAAGUAAGCUCUAGCUCUCUGUGGGAUAUCAAUUUAAUUCUUCAUCUGGUAUUGUGUGAUUUGUGCAUACAUUUCCUAAAAAUGUGUGUAACUUGUACAUUUGUGUAAAUAUUGUUAUACAUUAUAAGAAUAAAUACUAUAUGUUGGUAUAUAUAAUGA